Molecule: messenger RNA, 2725 nt
Organism: Vespa velutina
Lineage: Eukaryota; Metazoa; Arthropoda; Insecta; Hymenoptera; Vespidae
Product: putative fatty acyl-CoA reductase CG8306
Exons: 9
Coding region: 293-1816 (507 amino acids)
Biological process (GO): long-chain fatty-acyl-CoA metabolic process
Cellular component (GO): peroxisome
Molecular function (GO): alcohol-forming very long-chain fatty acyl-CoA reductase (NADP+) activity
Source: RefSeq, a predicted model, not a curated record
CUGUUUUACUAUAGGUUAGUUGCCUUUGGUGAUUUGAGUAACGUAAAAGUCGAUAUCUGCAUUUGUUAUUUUUAAGUUAUUUGCCUUUGGAGAAUUGCGUAACGUAAAAGUCGAUAUCUGUGUUCGUUUGUUUUUUUCUUUUUACCGUCACCUUCAUUAGUUUUCUCGACGAGAUAGAGAUCCAAGACGAGCCGAGUUCCUGCGUGCUUGGUUAUAUAACGGGUGAUACGAAAUUUUUAAUAAGCAAUAUAAACAAAAGUAAAAAUAAUUUGUUAUUGAAAAUCUCAACAAGAUGACAUCGCAAGUGAAUGAUUUCUAUAAUGGCAAGAAUAUUUUCUUAACUGGUGGAACUGGUUUUCUUGGUAUUUGUUUGAUCGAAAAGCUUCUUAGAUCUUGUCCAGAUCUAAAAAAUAUUUAUUUGCUUAUUAGACCGAAAAAGGGAAAGCAAAUUAACGAGAGAUUAGAAGAGGUGAUACAAAAUUCGGUCUUUGAUAGAUUGAGAGAAGAAAAUAAGACAGAAUUGUUUAAGAAAUUAAUUGCUGUUUCUGGUGAUGUUGGCGAAGACAAUUUAGGUUUGUCUAAUGAAGAUCGGUUACAACUAAUAGAAAACGUACAAAUUGUUAUACAUUCUGCUGCUACUCUGGAUUUUGAAAGUAGUUUAAAAAAUGCUGUUCAUAUUAACUUGCUAGGUACUAGAAAAGUUGUUCAGCUUUGUCAGGAAAUUAGGAAUCUCAAGGCUUUGGUGCAUGUUUCCAGUGCUUAUGUUAAUUCAGUAUUACAUGAUGUUCAAGAAAAAAUUUAUCCAGCUCCAGAGGAUGUAAAUAAAGUACUAAAAUUAGUAAAAGAAUUGAACGAUGGCGCAUUAGAAGAAGAAACUCCAAAAUUAUUAGGGGAACAUCCAAAUUCAUAUACAUUUACCAAACAUUUAGCUGAGCACGAAGUAGCUAAUGUUCACUUACCGUCUGCGAUAGUACGACCUUCUAUGAUUGUAGGAUCAUGGAAGGAACCAGUACCUGGAUGGACCAUAUCUAAAAAUGGGCCAACAGGCUUCCUUAUGGGUGCCAGUAAAGGAGUUGUGCGGAGAUUACCUAUUGCUAAAUCUUUGAUAUAUGAUUAUAUUCCAGUAGAUAUUGUUGUGAAUACUCUCAUUACUGCUGCUUAUGCUAUUAAUCGUGAUAGUACAAAUAAUGUGAAAGUAUAUCAUUGUACAUCAAGUACAUGUAAUCCCUUUAAAUGGGAAUGCGUAGAGUCAAAAAUUACUCCAUAUCUACACAAAUAUCCAUUGAAGAGUGCUGUUUGGUAUCCGCAUCUUAAAUUUAUAAGCUCGAUAUUUUUAUUUAAAAUUUCUGCCUUUUUUGUACACAUGAUUCCUGCAUUUAUUUUGGAUACAAUUACAAGAUUAUUUGGAGGACGGCCAAUAUUAGUACGUUUGCACAGUAACAUUAAUAAAUCUCUAGACCGUCUUGAAAAGUUCAUUUUUACGGAAUGGAAGUUUAAUAAUCCAGCUUUUAUGGAUUUAAAAAAAUCUUUAUCAGAAGAAGAUAAAGAUAAAUUCUAUAUGAACAUUGAAUCAUUGGUUUGGGAGGAUUACUUUUUGAAUCUAGUAUUGGGUGUGAGAAUUUAUCUAUCUAAAGACCCAAAAAAAACACUUGAAAAAGCACGUUCGAAAAAUAUGAUAUUAAUGGUGGCCCAUCUAAGCUUGCAAGCUUUAUUAUUAGGAUUUUGUUGGUGGCUGGUCAAAGUUUCGUUCAACUCAACUUGGACAAAAACAGGCAUGACAGUUCCGAUCAUGUAUCUUCUCUUUGAUCAGCUUUAAAUAUUAUAUAAAGAUGCAAAAAGUUUACAAAACAUCUUUUAUCAAGGAAAAUGUAUUUUCUUUCUUAUCUAUACUUAACUUUGUAGAGUUCGAUUUGUCCAUCGAGAUAAAACAAAAUUUUGUCAAGGUCAAUCAGAAUGAUUGUUUUGAAAAUUACGUGUCAACUGCAAGGAUAUGACAUCGAUUCUACAAACACUCGAUUAUGGACCAAACUUUUCGUAAAAUAUAAAUAAGAUUUCUUCGUUUCAUUGAUGUUACAACUUAUAUUAUUUGAAGUAUUCCAGUAUCAUUUAUUGUUCACAAUUUAAAUACAAUAAUCAUAUCAUCAGCGUUAUGAUUAUGAUGCGUUAUAUAUUUUAAAAGUAAAACUUGCAAAAUGAAAUAAGAAAAAUAAUUAUAGUUUUAUAGUUACUGUUUUCAUUUUGUAAAUUUAUCUGUUCUUUUAUGAUACAGUUUAGAUUAUACUACAUUCAAUGAUAUACUUACUACAUUAAUUUUAUCGUUCCUGAUACGAUUGUAAAAAGUAGCAUAAUAAAAAAGAAAUUAUAAAAAUUUGAGAAACUUUUGUCAAUAACGAUGUUAAAAACAGUUGUUUACAUGAGGUAAAAUUAAUUUUUACGCAAGAACUGAUGUACAUUAUUAAUUAUUAUAUAUAAAUUGUGCCAUCUACUAUGUCGAAAUAGUACUGAAUCGAAGUGUGAAAAGAAACAGGUGCAUCGUCGAGAUAGCCGACUUCGUAAAAUGUAUAUUUGAUCAUAUUUCUGAAUUGUUGUGCUGCAAACUGGAAGCUUGCAAAAUAUUGUAACUUGUUUGUAAUAUUUUAAUGAAGUUGUAUGAAUUUCAUAGACUCGUAUAUACAUGCACAUAUUUAUAUAAAUAAAUAAACACUUCUGUUCUAUAUUAAUAAUA